CCUAUAUGAAUUUAGUGUUUAUUUAUAUUGUUGAAUUAUUAAAUGUAAGAUUCCAAAGCCAUGGCUGAUCAGAACAAGUUUUGUUCUUUUUUGGACCGAUACGACAAUCCAAAUUGCCGUCCGAAAUGCGCAUCUACACAUUGCCUGUUUAAUUUUUUGCAGGAGAGCUGUGCAAAGAGUUUGGGGUAAACAGAAUGUCAAGUGCAGAGAAGUGGUGGACGAAGGAGAGUGUGGCGCUGGUGACAGGCGCAAAUAAAGGCAUAGGGUUUGAGGUUGCUCGGCAGCUUUGCGAGAAUGGAUUCACUGUAAUUCUCACUGCUCGAAAUGAGGAGCGAGGAAGAGCUGCUUUACAUUCUCUGAGAUCUCAGGGAUUUCAACACAAUUUGGAAUUCUUCCCAUUCGAUGUCACUUCAGACGAGAGUGCGUGUCGUCUAGCAGAGUGGAUCAAGCACAGCUAUGGAAAACUGGAUAUCCUGGUACAAAUUCUUUUGGACUACUAUCAUUAUUAUAAAUUUUUUGUUUUCCAAGCAUAUGAAAUUGUGUUUUAUUCUAAACUUUCAAAUAAGGAAACCUAG
Molecule: messenger RNA, 575 nt
Organism: Cryptomeria japonica (Japanese cedar)
Lineage: Eukaryota; Viridiplantae; Streptophyta; Pinopsida; Cupressales; Cupressaceae
Product: (-)-isopiperitenone reductase-like
Exons: 2
Coding region: 195-575 (126 amino acids)
Cellular component (GO): membrane
Source: RefSeq, a predicted model, not a curated record